AUGAGCUCCUCGUCCCUCCCGGAUCACUACAAGGUUCUCGGUGUUGCCAAGGAUGCUCAGGAAAAGGACAUUCGCACUGCGUAUCGCAAGCUUGUCUUGAAGUGCCAUCCCGACAAGGUGCAGGACCCGACGCUCAAGGCACAGAAGCAGGAAGAGUUCCAAAAGGUCCAGCAGGCCUAUGAGCUGCUGACCGAUGAGGAGGAGCGCAAAAAGUACGACGACCAGGUCAGAUUGGCCGAAUUGAGAGAGCAGCUGCGCAAGACUGCCGUCUCGACCCCGCCGCGAUCAGCCUCCAGAUCGGCCUCCAAGACCAGAUUCAGCACUUUUGAAGUUCGAACUGCCGACCCGCAUCGCGCCUCAUCCUACAAGGCGUCCCCCGGCGUCCCCCCCUCAGCCUCAAAAUCAUACCCGCACUCGCGAUCCUAUGAAGACGAUCUGGGCUACAGCCAUCGUGUGUAUAGCUCUUCGCGCACAAGGAGAGGGGACACCACCUACCGAGAACGGGAGCGAGAACGGGAGCGCGAACGUGAGCGCGACAAGGAGAGCAAAGAGCGCGAGCGCAGAAAAAAGGCCGAAAAGGAGGAGGCUGCUCGCCGCGCUGAGAGGGAUGCCAAAGACGCUCGCCGAGAGAAGAAGACCAAGGAGAAGAAGGACGACAAGAAGAAACACGCAAAGUUGGCAACUGCCUACGAUGACUACAGCGACGAUACCAUUUCCCUCAUGCCCAAAUCCGACAAGAAGAAGUCGAGCAAAAAGUACGAUGACAAGCAGCGAGAUCGAGAUCGCGCCUCUCCCCGCGACGCCAUUCCAAUAGUGUCUCCUCCCCUUGUCCAGUCUUAUCCCGACUUCGCUACAAGCAAGUAUGAGACUCUGCGAGCCGCGCCACCCGCUCCGGAGCAAUCGUCUUCCUGGGAGGACACCCACGCCAAGUUGGCAGAUGCUCACUCUUACAUUCAGUUCACUCGCCAAAAGGAAAAGGAGACAAUCCCCAAUCCUGGUGCUCUGAAGAGGUCUGCGACUUACAGCCACCACAUGAGCCAGCCUCCCGCUGUCCCAACUCCCCCACCUGCCCCCAACCAAGCGUCCGUCUUCCCUGUCCCCGAGGAAGAUGAUGCUCGUCGUUCAUCGGCGGCGGCCGCCGCGCGACCCCGCCGCGGCUCGACGGAAAGCAACCAUGGCGCCAAGUACAACAGGAAGUCAUCGCGAGAACCUGUCGCUGACUCUGUCCCCAUGGGCUCCCCACGCCAUGCACAGCAUGCGACAAUGUCUGGCUCGCCACCUCAUUUGUCGAGGACAAAAACCAUGCCGGCUGAUCCAAGCAGCUAUGCGCGAGCUGUGCCCAUCACUCGCUCCAAAACUUACAAUUACGGUGAAGGAUUCGAAGGCCGCGGACGCAAUCGCUCGCGCUAUACCGCGCAGCAAAUCAAUGAAGAAGAUGAUUCGGAUGAAUAUCACCAGGCCAGGGAUCGCAGGAACCGUACCGGCAGGAGAGAACAAUCCAUGGAUCAAAGCUAUGCAGAAACCUCUCGAUACGCCGGAUACGAGAGUGGCCGGCAGCCAUCGUAUAGCCGUCGCGCCGCAGAGCCAGAGCAGGAUCGAUAUGCCUAUUACCCUGCUGGUCACAGCGACAGCCGACCUUCCAUGCCAACCCGUGAAAGCGGCUACUCAACCUCGGCCGGGUCUGGUCAAUUUUCAAAGCCCAAGAUCAACAAGAACUACUCGUACGAGGACGCGCAUUACACCACCUAUCAAAUCCCCAAGGGGCGCGAGGGAUACCCGGCGCACGCUUGACGGCGUCUGGCUUCCAUUAUUAUAUUCCAUUUCAUAUUCGUUUUACUGUGUCUCCCUAUCUAUGACCUGGCCUUGGCCUUGACUCAGCGAUAUUUCGUUGAAAAUAAAGAUCCUCUGCGGGAGCUUUGGUACUCCUUUGAGUCUCAUUAACAGAAGUGUUUGCAUAUUCUGUCUUUUUCUACAUCUCCCUUUCCUUGAGAUCUCGACACUUGUUUUGUUUUAUUUCUUUUCCAAUUCAGUCUUGGUUUUUACCUGCACGACGAGACGAGAUGACCUAUUUUACGAUUUAAACCACAAAUCGGACUGCACUGGUGUUGCGUCCACGAUACAGGAUGAUGGCUUUACCCCAACCUUUUUCUUAUUGUUUCUGAGCGUGUAUAUUGGACGGUGGCAAUUUUGAUCCCUCUCUCCUUCAAUCUCCCACGAUUUUGAGAUUUCUUAUUCGAGGAUACUGAAAGUGAAGCCCUCAUUGAUUGUAUCCGGGCUUGAGGAGUGGGGUUUGUUUGUUUUUUUGCAUGCGCACAUGAUACAGGGGCCCAGUCCUUUGAAAUGUGCCACCUGGCGUUUAUGUUUUUCUGGAGGAACUACAUCAGUUAUAACAAGCCCAAGGAUACCAUUCGCUCUUUUUCUUCUUCUUCUUUAGAACAUGGGCAUGAAUUUGUUGGACGACAAGAGAUUGAACAGAACCACGGCUGAAAGAUGGAAACUACCAAGCAUUUACUUGUUUAUUUAUUGGAUAGAAGCCGUGAUAUGACAGCGCGCGCCGGAACGCGAGACGACUUUGAUGAACCUUUUCUUUUUUCUUUGG
Trichoderma atroviride IMI 206040 is the source of this 2599-nucleotide messenger RNA. The record is from RefSeq and is a predicted model, not a curated record. Lineage: Eukaryota; Fungi; Ascomycota; Sordariomycetes; Hypocreales; Hypocreaceae.